Suillus fuscotomentosus is the source of this 2112-nucleotide messenger RNA. RefSeq lists its product as uncharacterized. The transcript has 12 exons. The coding region runs from base 1 to 2112 and encodes 703 amino acids. Lineage: Eukaryota; Fungi; Basidiomycota; Agaricomycetes; Boletales; Suillaceae. The record is from RefSeq and is a predicted model, not a curated record.
AUGCAACUGGACUUUGAAGUUGCAGAGAUCGUGCUUGAAGCUGCAAUGAUGGAGGAGCAGACAAAUCGACUGCUUGAUCUCGUACAUCGAUCCGCCAGUGGCAAGGACAUAUUUAUGUUGCAAAGUCAUGAUGAGGUUCGCUCGCUGUGGGAAAUGGCUUCAGAAUGGUAUACACCAUUUGUUUGCUUCAUUGAUGAACCAUGGAUGGCUAACGCCUUCUGGAAUGCACAAUCUCAACUUCCAUCGGACGCAAAGCCGCUGGCAUUCAUUCUGUAUGCUGACAAAAGUAAAUUAUCUUCUUUUGGAACUGAAAAAGGCUAUCCGAUCAUUGCCCGCAUUGCAAACCUGCCUGUUCACAUUCACAAUGGUAAUACAGCCCUAGGAGGAGGUCGUGUCGUUGGUUGGUUGCCAAUUGUUCCCGAGGAUCAAAAACAUACAAAAAAGAAGAGCUUCAUUGACUUCAAAAAUGCGGUGUGGCACAAUUCCUUCUACCAGCUUCUCCAGUCAAUUGAGCUGCAUUCGAAAACUGGCUACUGGUUUGAAUGUGGGGAUCAGAUCCGACGCCGUCUCUGGCCCUUAAUACUGAUCUUAAGCGGAGAUUACGAAGAACAAUGUGUCAUGGCGUUGAUUCGCAGUGUGAAAGGCAAAUUUCCAUGUCUGGUCUGUCUAGUCCCUCAAGAUGAGCAGUCGGUCAAUUGUGUCUUUGUAUUGCGCACAAGUUGCAAUUCCCAACAGGUCCUUUGCACCAUGAGAGGAAAGCAUACAGAAAAGGAAAAGGAGGAAGCUCUAAAGGCUUAUUCAAACAUAUUUUGGAAAAUUUUUCUUGCAGAUGUUCAUCAGGCGCUUUCUAUUGAUCGCCUGCAUAUGAAUCACGAAGGACUAUGGGGGGACCAUUUGUGGAAGGACCUUUUAUUCUGGAUUUCUGAUCUUGGAUGGGACACUGCUACUAAACUCGAUGCAAAGUAUGUAAUCUUGCAUAAAUGCGACUUUGAUGCUCUUCCACAAUGGCCGAACUUGACACACUUUAAGACUGUCAUGUCAGUUGAUUUCAAUGAUGGCUCGCUUCAUGAGGACAUAUCAAAGCUAGUUCUAUUUACAGCACAGGACAUCCUUCAUCAAUCACAAUCUAAGCUAGGAUACCUGCUUCUACGUUGCAUCCACUACUAUAUCGAGUUUGAUAUCUACGCUUCAUUUGAAGUUCACACCAAGGAGACUAUUGCGGCUGGAAGGGCAGCCCUGAAUAAGUUCUCAGAUUUGAUGGAGGAAUACAUCCCCGAGUCACAGCCUGAAACGAGCAAAAAUUGGAACUUCCCGAAGAAACACAUGAUCACGCACGAUGUGGCUCCUCAGAUCCUGCGAUAUGACCAUUGGCUUCUGACAUCAACCUCUAUGCGGACCGAGCUUGAUGAGCUUGACAACUACAGUCGAAACGCUACUGACGACCCAGAGACAAAUGAAACUCUGAAUGAACUACUAGUGGAUCCUAUCGUCCAUGUGCACUUAAGUUCAAAGCAAGGCAGACAUUCUUUUUCAGACAUCAUGGACGCACACGGAACCGACAGAGCGUUUACCAACUUUUGGACAAAAUUAAAUGUCUUCCUGAACAUGUUCCUACUGCAGAAUGGCAUUCCCUUGCCAGAUGGUCCAGGAAGGGCCCUUCAUCUCCAAGCCGACGACGAGAUUAUAGAGUUCCAAUUCCUGCAGGUGAACUACAAGUCUAUGGUUGAUUGGUGCCUGCACCGAGACUUACUUCGGUGCAGCCCAAAAUUCUAUGGAUCACCGAGGUUCAAUUGCGUCAUCGUGAAAACUACAGACAAACCAUUCUUCACUCGCCUCGUGUACUUGUUUGGCUGCUCGAUUGGUGAUACUGAUCUUGCUCUGGCCCUCAUCCAUCCUUAUGAUGUCGGUAUUGGUGUUUGCCGAAGGCAGGAUGUUGAUUUGGGAUUGUGGCAUGUACAAGCCAAACCUCGCUCAUCGUCUGAGAUUAUUUCUGUCCGGUCUAUUAUUCGAGGUGCUGUGCUUGCCAGAGAUCCGGAAAUGGAUGGAGAUCACUUGGUUAUACACACUAUAGAUGCGGACAUGUUCCUUCGCAUCAAGUCUCUUCAAGCAUAA